Cotesia glomerata is the source of this 854-nucleotide messenger RNA. RefSeq names its product MICOS complex subunit MIC25 (gene Chchd3). The transcript is spliced from 2 exons. NCBI's taxonomy places the organism in Eukaryota, Metazoa, Arthropoda, Insecta, Hymenoptera, Braconidae. Gene Ontology annotation, biological process: inner mitochondrial membrane organization. The coding region runs from base 53 to 730 and encodes 225 amino acids. The record is from RefSeq and is a predicted model, not a curated record. Gene Ontology annotation, cellular component: MICOS complex.
AAUUAUUAAAAUAGAUAUUUUUUUUUUUUUUAAAUAGAUCUAAAUUAGGAGCAUGGGCUCCAGUCAAAGUGCACGUAAGCUCACAAUCGAUAACGAAGAAGGAAUUAUUCAGAUAUCAACAGAUUUAGUCGAACGAUUGGCACGGAAUAGUAAAGACAAAAGUGUAUCAGCUGAUGUUGCCGGUGACGUAAAGUCGUCAAAACCAUCUAGGACUGACAGUGCUUCUUCUCAGCAAAGUUAUGCCGAUGACAAUUUAAAGUCGAGUCCCAAAGCCGCUCCGAGUGUUAUUCCUCCUGUUCCUGCUCCUGUAACACCAAUGCGUAGUCUACCUACUCGCAAAGAGAGCUUGCCAAAAUCGGACUAUUCAGGUCAACUGUACUCCGAUUACACUCUGACAGCCAUGAAAGUAUUACAUCAAAAAGAAGAUGAACUUCAAGCUCAGGAUCACUACUGGAGAGAACGCUUACAAAAAAUUCACGGGCAGUAUGAAAAAAUAAACAGGGUUUUUCAGGAUGAGUAUAAUCGUGCUAAGGAACAAAUUGCAAAUGCUCCAGGCAAUAAAAAUGUUAACAUUGACAUAACAGUUGCGCCGUGUAGUGAUAAAAAGAAAAAAGUACUUGAAUGUUACCAAGAGAAUCCCCGUCAGAUACUGAAAUGUGCGAGUGUUGUUGAAGAGUUUAGCAAUUGCGUGGACAAAUGUCGAGCUAAUAUUAUUGCUGCUCGAUGCUAAUAUCCUACCUGGUUAUUAUUUCCGCAGCCAAUAACUAAUUUGUUCUUGAAAAAGAGUAACAAAGUCUAGUUCGCAAUUAUGUAAUGUUUUUAAUAGACAUAAAAUUGAUUUAAAUUUAUUAAUA